CUGUCCCGAGCCGGGGAACUCGAUUGCAAGCGGGAAGCAUGGUCGGAGGGAGCGGCAAGCUGAGUUGCGAGGAGGCGGCGGCGGCGCGCCAGGAUGGAGCCAUCUGAUGGCUGGGAUCCCUACGGCCGCCCGGCCCGCCGGACCCAGUGGCUGGUCAGCGCCCUGGCAUACCACUACGGGCUGGACCGGGGCGUGGAGAACGAAAUCGUGGUGCUGGCCACGGGCUUGGACCAGUACUUGCAAGAGAUCUUCCAUCACCUGGACUGCGAGGCCGAAGGCAGGAUCCCCGGCGAGGACUUCCGCACCCUGUGCGGGGUGCUGGGGCUGCAGGCGGACGGCGGCGAAGAGGCGGCCGCCGACCCGGAGGAAUGUGCCGGCCUCUGCGAGGACGUCGCCUCGGAGCUGACUUUCCGGCAGUUCCACGCCAAGCUGUGCGGCUACUUCAGCGCCAAGGCCGGCUGCCCCGCGACGGGCCGGGGCGUCGCGGGGGUGGCGCGGCUGCCGGCCGGCAAGGAGAGCGAGCACAUCGAGACCCAGAUCCGGCUCCGCAGCCCGCUGCGCCGUCGCCGGGAGAAGGAGGCGGGGGCUGGGCGCGGGCCGUCGAACAAGAAAGAGGGCGGCCGUCGGAGCAGCAGCAGCAGCAACAACGCGAGGGGGUCUGGUUCCACUUCGUGCACCUCCUCGCCGUCGUCCUCGUCGUCCUCUCCGCCACCUUCUCCCCCCGGGCCCGGCUCGGAUCGUCGGCUCGUGCCGUCGGGCUCGUGCUCCCGGGAGUGCUACGAGGAGAUCGUGGCCCUGGAGCAGGCGGAGGACCGCAUCGUCAAGCUCGAGGACGAGAACGCCAGCCUGCGCGAGCUGGUGGAGGACAUGAGGGCGGCUCUGCAAAGCAGCGACGCCCGGUGCUUGGCGCUGCAGGUAGGAUUGUGGAAGAGCCAUGCUAACCAUAAGAAUAAUGGGACCUGUUUUAUAAGCAACCGGAGACAAUUAGCUAAUGGUCAGUCCCAGACUUCCAAGUGCCUUCAAAGUGUUCUAAAGGAGGUUGAAUUAAUCCGGAGUUCUAGGGAUGGACAAAUUGAAGAAGCAAUUAGGUUCAACCAAGAACUGGAAAAAGAACUGAGGAAUUCUCACGAAGCUCUGGUUGCCCUGGAAGACUGCAACCGCAGUCUAAAGAGAGAGCAAGCAGAAAUGAGGAAAAAGGUUGAAGAAGCACGGUAUGCUGUCCUUAACAGCCUUGGAAAAGUAAAGGAACUCGAAGCUAAAGCCCAUAAAUUGCCACAGCUGCAGAUAUAUAUUCAGCAGCUAGAAUCAGAGCUACAAUAUUAUAGGUUGGAAGUCCUGAAGCACCAUCUACCUUCACAAGGCAGCUCGGACCAGAAGACAGCAGUGGCUGGUGGCCAAUAUGCCUCAUCAGUUGUACAGCGAGAUAGAAGUUCACCCACUGGAGGUGCAGGGACGUCAGAGAAUGGGGAAGAACAAAUGUUUCGUUCUGUGGAAGGCCAGGCUGCUUCUGAUGAAGAAGAGGAGAAAUGGUCAGGGGAACAGCAAUCCCAGGUGGCCGAAGUGAAGAAACUCCUAGCUAGACUUCCCUGUUGCAGUAGCGGAUGUGAUGACACAAUUCUGAAGAAGCUGAUGGCCUCCUUUGGGAACAUCAAAAAGGACGACCGUGAGAACACCAUUGUGGAACUAGUUAAGCGACUCUCAAAGUUAACAGAACAGCUUGAGAUAAAAGGGCAAGACGUGAAAACACUGGGAACAAAUAUGGAAGAGAUGAAAGGCCCAUUGCUAGGGGAACUACAGCAGAAGGUGGAGGAGACUGAAUUGCUGAAGAUGGAGAUGCAGAUGUUGGAGACAGAGAGAGUAAGGCUGUCCCUGGUGGAAGAAAAGCUCUUGGAUGUUUUGCAGCUGUUUCAGCAACUUCGGGACCUGAACAUAUCUAAGCGAGCCUUGGGGAAAAUCUUACUGAGCACUUUGGAAUCCUGCUGUGACCCAGAACAUGGAAAACCACAUAUCAUUGAAGUCUUAGAUACCCUCUACCAUGAACUGAUUGCCUGUGAACUCAUUCAAAGCAAACCGCUUGAGAAAACUCCAGGUCACCAAUCCUUGGCUAACUCUUUGGUUAUCUCCUGUUGAGCAACAGUGCCACCCACAAUGCAUUGUGAUUGUUACCACCCAGAGGGCUUAAAAGCUACAACACCAAAGCACAAAGUUCUCCACAAUCUAUAAAAGCUGGAAUAAAAAAAGACAAUUGCCAAAAUAUGAGGAGUCAUUACAGAGCCCAUGCACUGUCAGCAGUGACUUGCAGUGAGUCUUGAACAUAUCUCUGGCGUCUGUGGCGUGUGUCUUUCUCAGACCAUGAGCCCUGCUCCACAGGAAAUUCCAGAAAUUCAAACUUGAGACCUUAUCUGUAUACAACCUGUGUUCUGCCGCUUGUUCAUUCUCUCGCUUUGAAUUGUGAAAUUGGGUAUGAUACUUCUGGGAAGUUCUGUAAUCUCUCAUCUAAUUUCUAAGCAAGCCUUAUCCAGGAGACUGCUUCCUGCUCCCAAGGAUAAGUGGCACCUAAAGCCUUCAUGUUAUUGGUACCAGAAAUAUUCUGAUCCAUUGUAUUAAAAUUAUCCUGUUACUAACCCUGUAGAGCUUUAGCUUCCUGGUUAUGAUAAGAGAGAUUAAUGUUAUCUGCUACAUUUCAGUAGUUUGUCUUCCCUGGAGCAUCUAACAGGUGUAUGUGUCAGGGAACCUUUGUAAUGUACAAAGGGAAAAUGAGUGUAUAAUGAAAACACACCAAGGUCGCUAAACCUGAGGUAGCUAUAGGUUGCUAUCACCACCUAUAGUUAUGAGGGACUAUGUGUCCUGCAAAGGGCAUACAUUUGUAUGGUGUCAGUAUGCAUGCUUGUAAACACAAACCUUAUUUAAUUCUUAUAGUUAUGUCUGUAUUUCUGUCCAGCCAGAUAUUUCAUUAAAAAUGGUAGCCACUCUACAAAUGUAGUUUUGCUUUGAUAGUAGCUUUUUCACUACUGUCGUAUUGCAAAUUUUAGAUUGCUAUAUUAAAUGCUACCUUUAUCCUUUUGAAA
This is a messenger RNA of Lacerta agilis (Sand lizard), 3068 nucleotides long. RefSeq names its product EF-hand and coiled-coil domain containing 1 (gene EFCC1). The transcript has 8 exons. NCBI's taxonomy places the organism in Eukaryota, Metazoa, Chordata, Lepidosauria, Squamata, Lacertidae. The coding region runs from base 94 to 2130 and encodes 678 amino acids. The record is from RefSeq and is a predicted model, not a curated record. Gene Ontology annotation, molecular function: calcium ion binding.